Messenger RNA from Sclerotinia sclerotiorum 1980 UF-70, 3000 nucleotides. RefSeq lists its product as hypothetical. Gene Ontology annotation, cellular component: nucleotide-excision repair factor 2 complex; nucleus; XPC complex. Gene Ontology annotation, biological process: mismatch repair; nucleotide-excision repair. The record is from RefSeq and is a predicted model, not a curated record. Bases 1 to 3000 code for a protein of 999 amino acids. Gene Ontology annotation, molecular function: single-stranded DNA binding; damaged DNA binding. Lineage: Eukaryota; Fungi; Ascomycota; Leotiomycetes; Helotiales; Sclerotiniaceae. The transcript has 3 exons.
AUGCCUCCUUUCCUCCCGCGCAAACGUCUGCGUUCUUCAUCCCCAGAGUCAGGCCCCUCAAAGCAGCAAAAUCUCAGAGGCAAAAAAAGUAAAUCAUUGAAACCCACUCCACGAAAAGCUACAUUAUUUGAUGAUCUCGAUGCUGGAGCCAAAACUCUUGAAGAUACUAAAGCUAUUCUACAGAAAAUCCAAGCUACGGAUGAUGAUGACGACGAGAGCUCAUUAUCGUCCCUUUCUGACGACGAAUUUGAGGAUGUCCCAAAUACGAACAGAGGCCCGCGAGAUGAUGCGACAGAUGAGGAGGACGAAGAUGUUGAAUUCGAGGAUGUCGAUACAAAUAUAAUAAAUAAACCAUCUGCGAACAUACCUACUGGUGAUCUCGAACUUACAUUAACAAAAGAUACGAGGAUAUCGCUCACAAAUACGCUGGGAUCGAAGAAGGGACCAAGCAAAAUUGAGAGGGGAAUUCGGAUGGCUACUCAUCAAAUUCAUGUGCAAAUGUUAAUGUGGCAUAAUGCGAUUAGAAAUUCUUGGCUUUGCGAUAAGGAGUUACAGCAGAUUCUAGUAGGACAAUUACCGGAAACAGUCUUAAGGGAGAUUGAAAAAUGGAGGAAGGAUAGUGGACUACAAAUCAAGGCAGAUGACACUCCAAAGUCGAAGGGAAAGGGAAAGGGCAAGGAUACAAAAGGGAAGAAGGUCGAUGUUAGGAGUCAAAGGGAUUGGGGGGAGCCCGCAGCAAAGCAGGAGGCUGGCGAGGUCAAUAUGAGUCGUGGGGAUCCUUUGUUUCGGCUUCUAAAAUUAUUGAUGAAUUACUGGAAGCAAAGGUUUAGGAUAAUCACGCCAGGGCUUCGAAAGGUCGGCUACAUGUCUCUCCAUAGGCUUGACCAGGAACACAAGAGCUUUCAAGAAGGUGAACACGAUGUUGAACGCCACGGAGAAAGAAUAGUAGAUAUACAUGAAUAUAGAAAAUGUGCCAAAUCUAUGGAAGGAAGCCGAGAUGUUGGCGCUCAAUUUUUCACAGCUUUAUUAAGAGGAAUCGGUAUUGAAUCAAGAAUGGUUGCUAGUCUUCAACCCGUAGGAUUUGGUUGGAACAAAAACGAAGAUGCAGGGGAGAGAAAGGAUAAAAAAAGAACAGAAGCUACACCGGCUGAUGAUACUUCGAAUUCUGAGAGUAGCGAAGAAGAAAAGCCUGUCCCGAAGCCUGCCUCAAAGCCGGCAAAGAAAGUAAAUGGAAAAGGAAGAGCCGCCUCGAUAACCAAGAAGCCUACGAAAUCUGCCACAACUAAUUCCGAACUUCUACAAAAAUUUGAACCCCGUGGUGCAAAGGCCGAUAAAGCCAAACAAGUCACUGCUUACAUUGUUGGACAUUCACAAGAUGACCUCAAAGCUGUUCAGCCCAAGAAAAAGGAAGUGAAGGAAGGAGAGGAAACUCUUCAAUCCUACAAGUCUUCUGCUGAAUUUGUACUGGAAAGACAUCUUAGACGAGAAGAAGCUAUCCUUGAUACAGCAAAACAUGUAAAAAUGUUCACUGUCAAAGCGAAAGGCGAUAAUCCUACAGAAGAAAAGGUCUUUCUUCGAAAAGACGUCGUCAGUUGUAAAAGCUUGGAGACAUGGCAUAAGGAAGGCCGAGCACCCAUGCCAGGUGCAAUACCACGAAAACGUGUUCCUUAUCGAGCAGCAACAACAAAUCGGAAGCGUGAGCUUGCUGAAGCAGAACUUGAAAGUGGAGAGAAAAUGUUACAAGGUCUUUAUAGCCGUGAUCAAACUGAUUGGAUUAUUCCUCCACCUAUUGAGAAUGGUGUCAUUCCGAAGAAUAGCUAUGGAAAUAUGGAUGUUUAUGUGCAGAGUAUGGUACCAGUGGGUGCGGUCCAUAUUCCGAGAAGAGGCACAAAGAGGAUUUGUACACGGCUAGGAAUUGAUUAUGCGGAAGCUGUUACUGGAUUUGAAUUUGGUGCUAGGAUGGCUAUACCAAUUAUUACUGGUGUUGUGGUGGCUGAGGAGAAUCUAGAGCUGGUCAUGGAAGAAUGGGAGAAAGAUGAAGCGGAGAGAGUUAGAAAAGAGGAUGAGAAGAAAACUAAAGCCGCUAUUAGUAUGUGGAGGAAGAUGAUAAUGGGACUUCGGAUUAUCGAAAGAAUGACAGAUGAAUAUGGAAGUCAUGGUGGACAUGAAGUAGACCUCGUCAAUCCGUUCAAUAAUAGAAAUAAGAAAGAAAAGGAAGUCGGCCGAGACUCUAAUUCGGAAGAGCAAGCGAUCGAGAUGCAACAACAGGAUGAAGAAAUGGCAGGCGGUUUUUUCCCUAAAGGGCACGAUGAAGAGGAGCCGGAUAUGCAUCAUUCGACUAGUUUCUUUCCAGUUGUUGCAUCGCAAGAAGACGCAGAUGAGGAUGAGGGAGGAGGAGGAUUUAUUGUUGAAGACGAGGAACGAGAGACAAGUAAUGAGACUAAUGAAACUUUAUCUGCCACAUCUCAAAGGUUUCAAUUCAUUGGAGACGAGAAUACCGACACAAACCCAACUUCCGAUGACGAAUCAGAAGAAGAAAUGAAAAAUAAGAAACCACAAGCCAUAUUACCUGCUCCAACUCCCCGCACUAGGGGAAGGCCAGCUGGUUCAACAAACAAAGCCCUUCCCAAAAUCAAGCCUUCGGACUCAAAUUCUAAACCAAGAACUCCCGCAAAACGCGCCGCUCCUGCACCAAAAGCUUCUGGUAAACGAAAACGUAUCCCAGACUCCGAAGACGAGGAUGAUGAUGAUUCUUCUUCUUCACUCUCUGAUAUUGGAAUGGAUGAUGAGGAAGAAGAUGAAGAUGUUGCGGCACCGCCCAAGAAAUCAUUAGCAAAGAAACGUGAACCAGUAGCUAAAAGGGGAGUUACUACACCGGCGGCUUCUACCCCGCCGGUGAGGAAAACUCCAAGAAGAAAUGCAAAGAGAGUUAGUGAGACGGGGACGAGAUCGCGUUAUUUCGAACAUGUAGGAGAUAGUGAAGAGGAUGAGGACGAUUGA